GGCGGUGUCGUCACCCGGAGAGCGCCCUGGAUGGGGUGGGUGGUUUCUGCCGCCUCUACCACCACCUCUGCUGCCUGAGAACCUGCCGUCGCCGCCGCCGCUGCCGUCCCCGCUGCCACCGCUUCCUCCUCCCCCGCCGCCGCCUCCUCCUCCUGCCCCUCGGCCACCUCUACACCACCCAGGCCCUCUGUCCUUGAGAGGAAUCCGUAUUCAGUCUCCUUCGCGGGCACGGGGCGCAGCUAUGGCGGACGGCGGGGGCGGAGGGGGCGCCGGCGCGGUGGGCGGCGGCGGCGCCGGCCAGGCCUCGGCGGGGGCGACGACAGGCGCGACGGGGGCCGGUGGGAGCGGCGGCCCCAUUAACCCGGCCUCACUGCCUCCCGGCGACCCGCAGCUCAUCGCGCUCAUCGUGGAGCAGCUCAAGAGCCGGGGCCUGUUUGACAGCUUCCGCCGGGACUGCCUGGCCGACGUGGACACCAAGCCAGCUUACCAAAACCUGAGGCAGAAAGUGGAUAAUUUUGUGUCAACACAUCUGGACAAGCAGGAGUGGAAUCCUACGAUGAACAAAAACCAAUUGCGAAAUGGUCUGAGGCAGAGUGUGGUUCAGUCAGGGAUGUUGGAAGCUGGAGUGGACAGAAUUAUUUCCCAGGUGGUGGAUCCCAAACUAAACCACAUCUUCAGGCCACAGAUAGAACGAGCAAUUCACGAGUUCCUGGCGGCCCAGAAAAAAGAAGCUGUGCCAGCACCCCCUCCAGAGCCUGAAGGCCAGGACCCUCCAGCUCCAUCCCAGGAUGCUUCCUAAGAAUAUGCCUGACACGUUUUGGAAGCUCCAUUGAAUUAAUGGUGAAGAACUGGAUUCAGUUACAUAAGAGUACAACUUCAGAGUGAAGACAGGCCAAGGUCAUCACUGACUUCACAAUUCAACGUUGACUGUGGGGCGGUGUCCAGAUAAAGUAGGGAGCCAGUGGGCCAGUAGGAGAGUUGACCAUGUGGGCCCCACGUCGUGCUGCCCUCUGGCCAGCCUGUCCAAGGGGUGACACCCAGUAGACACUACAGAUACAUUAAGAAACACUACAUCAACUUGGGGUUGUCCUGAAACAAACCUUUGUACUUGAACUUAGAGACUGUGUAUGAAUUUUAGGGUUUGUUCUUGGGGAUAAGCAAGAGCUACAAUGAAGGAACAUAACCAGUCCCAAAGAUGCAAUUUCAAAGAAUGACAGUAAAGGUUAGCCAGGGGUAGGUAUUUGACAAUGCUUAUUUGAUACUGUUUCUCAGAGUUGCAAAUAAGAGUGUACAAGCCAUUAGCAUCAGAUAGCUUUAAGGUUGUCGUGACCCUCUUGUCCAUGACUCUUUAGCUUCUGUUUCCUUUCCCCUGUAAGAGGUGUCAAAACAUGGGACCCUAGAAUGCAUGAGGAAAUGUAGACUUAGGUAUAAGGAAAAACAUUUGCAGGCUCUCUGUCCAGGGCUUCUUCCUAUCCUGCAAGGGCUAGUGAGUCUUGGGUGUGUUUAUUUUAUUCUCAUGUUUGUGUUUUUUAGAAGGUGAAUAAUUAAUAAGUGGCUGAAGUUUUGUAAUUAAAUCAUUUGAUACUCUGAAGCUUCGACUAAUUCUUAGACCCCAGGUGCGCAGUGUAACCUUUUUCCUCGGCCUGCGUGCC
This is a messenger RNA of Eubalaena glacialis (North Atlantic right whale), 1652 nucleotides long. It is a transcript of the gene BOD1, whose product is annotated as biorientation of chromosomes in cell division 1. The record is from RefSeq and is a predicted model, not a curated record. Bases 242 to 799 code for a protein of 185 amino acids. NCBI's taxonomy places the organism in Eukaryota, Metazoa, Chordata, Mammalia, Artiodactyla, Balaenidae. The transcript has 4 exons.